GUCUAUCUGUUCAGAAAGAACCUGAAUCACUUAUAACAACACAGCACAGCCAAAGCCCUUUUUUGGCGGUUCUUGGCACCUCUGUCGAUCCCUUCAAAACUCUCUCUCAGCACAUCACGGGAGUGAAAGGAAUGGAUGAAGAUCGUAUUGGGUUGAUCUUGGCUCGAGCCUCAGAGCUACGAUCCAAGAUUACCAACUGCAUUCACAAAGCACCUGCUCUAGAAUCAGACCACUUUACAACGAAAGAAGAGCGAGAAGGUGAAGAAGAAGAAGAAGAGGCAGAGAGCCUAUUGAACAUUCGCGAUGCCCUCGAAUCGCUUGAAGCUCAGCUAUCUUCUUUGCAGGCAUUACAACAGCAGCAAUGGUAUGACAAGGAAACAGCCUUGGCUGAGAUUGAUUACAGCCGCAAGAAGUUGCUCGAGAAGCUGAAGGAGUACAAAGGCGAGGACUUGGAAGUUAUACAUGAGGCUACUGCUUUUGCUGGUGAAACAGUUGAAGACAACAAUGAUCUCCUCCUUCCCCCAUAUCCAAGCCGGCCUUCUCGCUCCCUGGUGUCGAACAAUGGCUAUGUUGCACACUUUCCUCCAGCACGCAAGUUGGCUCAAAAUAGGGUAAUAAGUGGUGAUCCCAAAAAUGAAUUAAAAAAAGGUAUCCACGAUUCUGGGAGAAAUGAAGUGCAACCUGAAACCAGAGGCUCACUUAAAGGGGUGAGAGUAUUCAUCAGCAUGGUAGCCAAGUCAAUGCUUACAUUUGUUGGUGUCGUAUCUGUUCUAAGUUUGGCUGGGUUUGAGCCCAGGUUUAGGAGAAGGGAUUCUCAAUUUAAGAUUUUGGGUCUAUUUCAGCAGCAAGGGACUGAAGAGAAGGAAGUCAUGGUUCAGUGUCCACCUGGGAAGGUCCCAGUCAUUGAAAAUGGUGAAACUCGCUGCCUUGUGAAAGAGAGAGUUGAAAUUCCUUUUGAGUCGGUCGUUGCAAUGCCAGAUGUAAACUAUGGGUGUGGAUGAAAUGGUAUUUAUUUUCCUUCUUUUGUAUAUGUGGUGUGAUUGGAAUAAAUCUACGGGUCUGAUGAUGUAUGGAAUUUGUUAUGUAGCUGCAGAAAGUUUUGUCCAUGUCACCUUCAUCGUUGUGGGAUAACAAUUGCGCCUGUUAAGUAGUAGUAGUAGUGUUGCGUGGGUGUGUUACAGAUUAUCUACAUGUUUGUUUUCUUGACUCGAUUUCUAACCGAUCUGUUCUAUUUUUUGAUUUGCCAGUGGAUCCAUG
Molecule: messenger RNA, 1257 nt
Organism: Ilex paraguariensis (yerba mate)
Lineage: Eukaryota; Viridiplantae; Streptophyta; Magnoliopsida; Aquifoliales; Aquifoliaceae
Source: the annotation of a GenBank genome assembly